Episyrphus balteatus (marmalade hoverfly) is the source of this 30938-nucleotide messenger RNA. RefSeq lists its product as uncharacterized. The record is from RefSeq and is a predicted model, not a curated record. NCBI's taxonomy places the organism in Eukaryota, Metazoa, Arthropoda, Insecta, Diptera, Syrphidae. The coding region runs from base 27042 to 28217 and encodes 391 amino acids. The transcript has 2 exons. Gene Ontology annotation, molecular function: aspartic-type endopeptidase activity. Gene Ontology annotation, biological process: proteolysis.
GAAAUCCUAGCUACGGCUAUGGAUAUGUUACUAUAUAUACAACCUACUUGUUUCACCUACCUACUUAGAUACUCAUGAUUUGAUACCCCAGUUCAACAAGACAAAACAAAAAUAAACACAAUACAAAUCAAUGGGCAAACAAAUAAAACUGUGCAUGCAUUCCAUUGUUGAGAAUAUUCCAUAAAUAACCGAGAUACAAUUUUUUUCUUAAGAAAUCCAACUUUUUUAUUAGGUAGUUUUCCCAUAUUAUUUAAGUGUUGUACCUUUUCAAAACCUUUCAGAACACAAAAACUUAAAUAAAAUGGGAAAAUUACCUAAUAAAAAAGUCAGAUUUCUUAAGAAAAAAAAUUGUAUCUCGGUUAUUUAUGGAAUAUUCUCAACAAUAUUAUACCAUUUUGAAAAGAGAAUUGAACACACCAACUUUUAAGGUAACUUUCCGAAACAUCGUAGAGCAUUUUUUUACACUAAGGUUUAUUGAAUUAGAGUCAUGUAAAAUUUUUUAGUACUUAGUUGGGCAAAAAAGUAAUAUUUGCUUUAAAACUGAUGUAGUUGAGUUAAAAUUUUUGAAUGCAUUUGAAAAUUUAUAGAAAAAAUGAAAUAUGUAGCCAAUUACACGCAUAGCAUGGGGUAACGAUGAAAAACGAUCAAGAAUGUCUUCUGACACUUCUUGAACUACCAAGGAAACAACUGGUUUUUGUUCGAGGUCUUCGACAAGGGGGGCGACAGGAGAAAUUACUGGCCAAAGAGAGAUGGGUUGGCAAAGCCAAGAGGGGCCAUUCCACCAAAAAGUGUUACCCCUCAACUCUGAAGCCAUUAAACCCCGAGUGGCUAAAUCAGCUGGAUUUUCAGCAGAUUUCACGUGUCUCCAAGGGAUGUUUCCAACAUUUUCUAAAAUUUCGCUAGUGCGAUGUGCAAUAAAAGUCUUCCAAACACAGGGUGGCUUCUUAAGCCAAGCUAAUACGAUGGACGAAUCGGUCCAUAAAAAGGUCUGAUAUGCGUGGACAAGGAAACUUGAAACGUAAAUUUUUACCAUUUUGGAAAGAAGAAGUGCCCCACACAACUGAAGGCGUGGCAAUGACACAUAUUUGAUAGGUGAAACCCUUGAUUUUGCACAGAGCAAGUGAGAAGAGAAAGUUCCGUUAGACUGACGAACGCUUAUGUACAAAGUGGCGGCAUAUGCCUUUUCUGAGGAGUCACAGAAACCAUGAAAUUGGACUUCUGACGUGAGUGAAUAUUCUACCCAACGGGGUAUUUCAAUUUGUUUUAUGUCAUUUAACGAUUCCGAAAAAAUUUUCCAAAUUUUAAACGAGUCAGAUUGAAGAGGAUCGUCCCAAUCAGUAUGCUUUGCCCAGAUUUUUUGCAUGAGCAUUUUUGCAACUAUCAGAACGGGAGCUAACCAACCUGCAGGGUCAAAAAUACGGCAUAUUUGAGAAAAAACUUCUCGGUUGGUGGGAGUUUCGGGUAAAACUAUUGGUUGUAUGGAAAAGUAGAAAUUAUCCCCCUUGGCAUUCCAGCGUAUCCCUAAGGUUUUUGUAUUACUGUCAGUGUCUAGCUUCAAAAAAUGUUCAUUCAAAAUAUGUUCUCGAGGCAAAUGUUCGAGUAAAAAGGGAGUUCAGAUUGAGCUUUCAUAGCGGAAUAAAUAUUAUGAGCACCGGACAAAACGUCAUCAACAUAAAACUCUGAUUAAAGUAUUUUUGACGCGAGAGGGAAAUCGGUUUUCCAAUUCUUGCUAAUUCAAGUAGGGUACGGAUAGUCAAGUAGAGGGCGCAAUUUACGCCAAAAGUAACGAUGAGGAGUUCGAAAUCUUCAAUUUCUAAAUGAGGAGAAGUGCGGAAAAGAAUUCGUUGAAAUGGAGUGUCCCGUGGGUUGACCAAAAUUUGCCGGUACAUUUUUUCUAUGUCCGCAUUAAACACAUAUUUAUAAAAUCGCCAGCGAAUGAUUAACGAUGAUAAGUCUUGUUGUAAAAUCGGGUCAGGGUACAAUAAAUCAUUUAAACUGACACUGUUGACGAGGCAUUGGACGCAUUGAAGACGACACGUACUUUUGUCGAAGUACUUUCUGGUUUUAUUACCGCGUGAUGCGGUAAAUAAAAUGACUUUACUUGACCUUCUUCAAUACGCUCCAAUGGAGUAACCUUUCUCAUGUGAUUUAGAGAAAGGUACUCAGAAAUGACUUUUGAAUAUUGGGAUUUCAAAUUUUCUUUUGAGGCUAGAGAUUUUUCAGUUCUAGAAAAUUGUUUUAGGGCGAUAAACCUAGAGUAACCUAAACCAGUCUUUGAAUUUUGUGGUUUAAAGGGGAGUCGGACAACAAACCUACCAUCAGCGCGUCUAAAGGUGGUUGUUUUAUACAAUUCUUCACAGAAACAGUCUUCUUUAGAACGAAUAAUUGUAAAGGGCAGUUCUUCUAAUUCCCAGAAUCUGCGUACUUCAUUGUUACAUUGGCAUGACUUGUUUACUGUUAUGUUGAAUGAUUGAAACGACUCUGGAAUUGGCCCUGACAAUAUCCAACCGAACAUAGGCAAGUAGUGAGUUAGAAAUGUGUUUAAUGCCAUUACGGAUGAUGGAUGGGUAAAGAUCGGCACCAAUCAGAAGAUCCACCUGAGAGGACUUAUUAAACGUUGGAUCGGCCAAUUGAAAGCCUGCAAAAAUGGUAGGAUCUACUACCGAGAAAGAUGAACUUGGGAGGUUGUUAGUGAGUGUUUUAAGCACAAUGGCGUUUGCUAAAAAAGUGACUGGAGGGGGGUUAGCAGAAGUGAUUAAAAAGGAACAAAGUUUCUUAGAAGUGAUAGAGAGAUUUCCACUGAUUCCAGAAAUAGAAUAAUUUUAAUCGAUAUAUGGUAAAUUCAGACGUUUUUGCACAGCUACCGAAAUGAAAGAUACUUCGGAACCUGGAUCAAUUAGUGCCCUUACGGUAUACAUAGAGUGACCGCAAGAUAUCGAUUUUCGAAAUUUGGUCGGGGGAAUUUAAAUUUUCAGUACUUACCUCAAAAAGAGCUGAAGUCCAAACUCGAUUUAAAAUGAAACUUUUUUUUAACUGAUUAUAACAAAAAAACGAAACAUUUAACAGAUUAAAAAAAAAAAAAACAAAAUACUUAAUAUCGUCUUAUGCCUACUUCUCACGAGUCGAUUUUAGCCGCACGAUAUGUCGUUCGACUAGGAUUUUUCUAUAGGGAUUGUCACUUUAGUCGCCUGCGAAUUACGUUCACACGAGUCGAAAAGCUUCGCCGCACGGCAAAAAUCGACUCGUGAAAAGUCCCCAUUACAUUUCUAAUACAUAACUAAUGAAGUAAUUACUAAAAAAAAUGUGUCAAGAGAUUUACUUAAAGUAGUUUUGGAAGCAUCAGGAUACAAUUUUCGGCACUCACUGACUACUUGAAGCACAUAUUGUUUUUGUUCUUCAUCUUUAGUUAAAAGGUUUUUAAAAUUGGUUAUUAAUUUGACUCCUCUUUCUGCCAUGUCAUUUACGACUUUAAGUGAUUGCACUUUUUUAAAGCCUUCUUUAAAAUGCGGGUUUCCGGGCAAAAAAUUUGGAGGUGCUUUGAGAAAACUUGUGUCUAUUUUCAAUCGGCUGAAAACACUUAAAAUUUUAAAAACUUCUUUUAAUAUUAAUACAAAAACGCAACAGAUUUAAUACUCACAUUUUAUUUUAAGUUAAUUUAUUUAAAAUUAGCAAAAAGCGCGAGUUUAUUUUAAUAAAAUUAUUGAACUACCAACGAAACGACUCGUGAAGCUUAAACUUCAUAAAAAAAACAACAAAUAUGUAUUUUACAACUGCAUUUUAUUUUUUUCUAUAAAAAAAACAUAGCAGAAUCAACCCCCAAUGAGUGCCCUUUUUGUUUUUUUCAGUCAAUUUUACUCUGUGCCUCUAUUGUUGAUAAAAUUAUUAUAUAUUAUUAUAUAUUAUACGAGAAGCAUUUCGAUUAGAUACCUUUCUAUAACAUAGAAAGUUUCAUUUUAAAUCGAGUUUGCACUUCAGCUCUUUUUGAGGUAAGUACUGAAAAUUUAAAUUGAUGACAAUAUUUUUUUUUAUUAGUAAAACUAGACAAGUUUAGCAUCUGAGUUAUGUGUAAAAACACUACCUUUAAUUUAAUAUAUAAAAAGUGAAAAUAACCCCCUCUGUUUGGAAGCUAGAGCUAAUUUUCUGCGAAAAAAACAGUGAAAAAAUAGAGAUUUUUGAUACUUUGAGCGAGUGUCGGCACCAUUUAGACUUAUCCAAUCGAGCUGAAAUUUUGGCCAUCAAAAAAUCUGCAAAGGUGGAACAUUUUAUAUAUACACUGUAUCCAGUCCUACUAUAUUCACUAAGGCAGUCGCCAAAAGAAUUCUUUUUCUAGAGGUCACCAUGAAAUUUUGAUAUGCAGCUUGAGGAAUAAAUGGUUGCAAAGAGGCAGAGAUUUGAGGAUUUUGAAUAGCUUGUGAUUGAGAAAUGGACUGUAGAUUUAAAUUUUGAUUUUUAACUGGAGUGGGAUUGGCAAGAUGCAGAAGUGUAUGGUGUCUUUUCUUGCAAAAACUGCAAGAAUAUUUGCUUGAACAAGUAGCCUUUUGAUGACUAGUGCCUAAGCAAUUAUUGCACAUCUUUUUUUUCUCGAACUAUUUCGAUUCGGGAUUGGAUUGGUAAUGCCGAAAAUUUAGGACACUCAUAAAUAGUAUGUUCUGCCGAGCAAAUUUUACACUUAGUUCCUCCCGCCUUCGCAAAAAAAGUAUUGACUUUGCUAGGCUUUUGAAAAUUGUUUUUCUUGGUGACUUGGAAAUUUUGUGAUAAUGGUUUUGAAGAAGUGGUGUCUGAAAUAGAUACUAACGUCAGGAAUCGUGAAUUUAAGAACUUGUCUAAUAGACUGGGCCAAAAAAAUAAAAUAUUUUUUUUUUUGAAAGUUACUUCGAAAAUCUUGUUCAGGAUGAUGAAAAAAAAAAUUUGGUGAAAAUUUGAGCAGUUAAAAAUAAUUUUAAGAGGUCUAUCAUCGGUGUUUUUUAUUUUUAUACAUGAUAUGAUGUGUUACAACAGAACUGCUAGACGAUCAAAGUAAAAAAAAUUUCUGUUCAUUUUUUCUUAUAUAAAAUUAAAUUUCCUACAAAAAUUGAUUUUUUAAUUUUUUUCUCGAUUUAAAUCGUGAAUAACUUCUUCAGAACUCAAUUUAGGUAAAAUUACUAUGAGACCUUUUUUGUAGAGAAUUAAAUUUCCUUUAAGAAUCUGUCGUGGUUUUAUUUUUCUAUUCACUUAUUUGCUCAUCACAAAAUUCCAAAGUGAAACAGUCAAAUUGAAAAAACACUUCGAUUUAAAAAGCUUAAUUACUCGAAUGCGGCUCGUCUGACGAAAAUUUUCAAUCAGAUCUUUUUUGUAGGAAAUUUAAUUUUAUAUAAGAAAAAAUGAACAGAAAUUUUUUUUACUUUGAUCGUCUAGCAGUUCUGUUGUAACACAUCAUAUCAUGUAUAAAAAUAAAAAACACCGAUGAUAGACCUCUUAAAAUUAUUUUUAACGGCUCAAAUUUUCACCAAUUUUUUUUUUCAUCAUCCUGAACAAGAUUUUCGAAGUAACUUUCAAAAAAAAAAAUAUUUUACUUUUUGGCCCAGUCUAUGUCUAACUUUUCCCAAGUUUGUACCUUUGAUGGAUCUUCUAAAGAUUGUUCCCAAAGAGAAAGUGUUGUUUUAGGUAGCCUAUUGCAACAGGCGAACACAAGGAUUGGGUCCCAAUUUUUGGUAUCGACAAGGUGAGCUCUAAGUGCUGCUAGAGAGUCAUCGAUUUUACUUUGGAGGUUGCGGAUAGAUUUUGCGCUCUCUUCGUGAACUGUAGGCAAGUUAAAAUGUUUUUGACCUGGUUGUUUACAAGAAUACGAGUGUUCUCAUAAUGUGGCAGGCAAAGCUGCCCAGGCAAGUGCAAAACUAGCAUUUGUUAAAGGAAACUGACUGACAGUCCUAAAUGCAUCGUCUCUUGUCUUACAACGAAGAUGGAAUAGUUUUUCCACUUCACCUAACUUAGGGUGUUGAAUAUAAACCGCAUCGAACAUCUCACGAAAUGCAGGCCAAGAGAUAUAAUCACCACGAAACACAUCGGUAUCACAUGGUGGUAAUUUGAUACAAUGAGAGGACCCGGAUUCCUGUGGCAUAGUUGUAAACUCUUUAACUACCACAGGAUCAGAUUUGAGUUUGUUUUGGAACUCAAGAAACAAUCCUAAGCAAUUAACAUACGUUUCAUUGCUGUUUCGGUACUUUGAUUUUAUUGCAUCAAUAUCGAGUGGUUCUUCCUCAAGCGUAAGGACAUGACGAGCGCAUUGAGCAUAAUUCUCUUUAACAUUUUUCCAUAAAUCUUUGAGUUCAGAUAUUCGUGCUUCUAAUGUCGCAAUUGAAUGGCUGUUUUCAGGCACUUCCUUUGCUGAGGCAUGAAAUUUGACAAGCAAAUCUGUCGCAAAAAUAAAAUCUUCCAAGUGUGACAUGAUCCGAAAUAAGAAUCAGUAGAAGUUGAAUAAAAAUUUAGGUUUGAGUGAGUGGGUGAAAACGUUAGUAAAUUUUGCGUUUUCAGAAUUAAUUUGAAAAAAACUUUGAAAAAAAAAUUCAAACAAAAGAAUUUUUCAAAGUCUAAUUGAGAAAAGCGAGGGGUUCUCAAAAGAACCUUGAAUAUUGAGAGCGACUGGGUGAAAACGUUAAUAAGUUUUACGUUUUCAGAAUUUAUUUGAAAAAACUUUCAAAAAAAAAUUCAAACAAAAGAAUUUUUCAAAGUCUAAUUGAGAAAAGCGAGGGGUUCUCAAAAGAACCUUGAAUAUUGAGAGCGACUGGGUGAAAACGUUAAUAAGUUUUACGUUUUCAGAAUUUAUUUGAAAAAACUUUCAAAAAACAAUUCAAACAAAAGAAUUUUUCAAAGUCUAAUUGAGAAAAGCGAGGGGUUCUCAAAAGAACCUUGAAAAUUGAGAGCGACUGGGUGAAAACGUUAAUAAGUUUUUGCGUUUUCAGAAUUAAUUUGAAAAAACUUUCAAAAAAGAUUUCAAACAAAAGAAUUUUUCGCAGUAUAAUUGAGAAAAGCAAGGGUUCUCAAAAGAACCUUGAAAAGCGGAGAGCGACUGGGUGAAAACGUUAAUAAGUUUUGCGUUUUCAGAAUUUAUUUGAAAAAACUUUCAAAAAACAAUUCAAACAAAAGAAUUUUUCAAAGUCUAAUUGAGAAAAGCGAGGGGUUCUCAAAAGAACCUUGAAAAUUGAGAGCGACUGGGUGUAAACGUUAAUAAGUUUUGCGUUUUCAGAAUUAAUUUGAAAAAACUUUCAAAAAAAAAUUCAAACAAAAGAAUUUUUCAAAGUCUAAUUGAGAAAAGCGAGGGGUUCUCAAAAGAACCUUGAAUAUUGAGAGCGACUGGGUGAAAACGUUAAUAAGUUUUACGUUUUCAGAAUUUAUUUGAAAAAACUUUCAAAAAACAAUUCAAACAAAAGAAUUUUUCAAGGUCUAAUUGAGAAAAGCGAGGGGUUCUCAAAGAACCUUGAAAAUUGAGAGCAACUGGGUGAAAACGUUAAUAAGUUUUUGCGUUUUCAGAAUUAGUUUCAGAAUUAGUUUCAAAAAACUUUCAAAAAACAAUUCAAACAAAAGAAUUUUUCGCAGUAUAAUUGAGAAAAGCAAGGGUUCUCAAAAAAACCUUGAAAAGCGAGAGUGACUGGGUGAAAACGUGGAUAAUUAUCGGCGUUGUUCGAGAAAAAAAAUAUUUGAAAAGUUAAAAGAAAUGCACAAGUUCAAGAUUAAAAAAAAACUUUUCAAAAAGAGAUGAAAUAUGUUUAAAUUCCCCAAGAAAAUUAAUCGCAAAUUUUUUGUUUUAAAGUUUCUUUACUUUUUUUUGAAAAAUAAUCGUAAAUUCAUAGAAUUAUUUUAAAACAAUGUGAAAUAAUUUAUGAGUUCACAAAGAACCUUGAAUAUUUCAUGUGAAUGUGGAAACUGUAAAUAUUUUUUAUAAAAAAGCGUUGAAAAAAAUCCCAAAAGAACUUAGGGACCAGCACAAGAAUAUAAUGUGAGAAAAAAAAAAAAAAAACUGUCCCGAAAAUGCGUCUUUUUUUUGUCCAGUUAAAUGACCUAGUGUGACUGGAGAAAAUCUCAACAAACGAGAACGCGAUGCAAAAAAAAGAAAGAGAAAAAAUGUGACGCCACUUUUCCCGUUGAGAAAGAAAAUUAAACGUCUUAUCUAUAUGUAUAUAGCUAAAUAUGUAUGUAUAUGCCGAUCAAUAUAUCAAAAAAAAAAAAACACAAAAACUUCACUUACUCUGUACAUAUUUUCAUUUAAUUUUUAGGAUGAAAGCUGCUUCUGGUUCUGAUGCUGGUCUCUGUUUCCCACGUUGCGCCAAUCGCAGCAAUGGCGCUUCAAAAAAAAGUUCCUGCUUCCCUUUGCACCAAUCGAUUCAAUGGUGAUUAACAAAAUGUAUCUUUUGUGGCCCUCAGAAGAGCCUUUUAAAUUUUUUUUUUUUUUUGCGUUUCGUCGACCAAAGCGACGAACAAUAACGUAAACGUGUAGCAUUUUUCCGUUUUUUUUUGUGGAGUGCGUGCACGUGUGGUUCUUAAAUGUGGUUGCAGCAUGUCGGACACCAGUAAGUUUUUUGGCGGUGGAGCACAAAUCUGGCUCGAUUGGACCAAAUGUUCCUUUGUGGAAAUGUAAAUCGGGAACCAAAACUUACUUGUGGUGACUGUCUAUCAUUGUUGUAAAUAGUGGUGACUUUUUAGUUUCUUAUUAUUUCCUUUUUGUGUUGAUUUAUUUUAUCUUCUUUGGGUUUUGUUGUUUUUGUCUUUUAAAUAAAAGAACUUUAUAUUUUUGUUUCGUUAUUUAUACAAAUUUUAUUUCAACUUUUAAUUUGUUUAAACUUUAUAAUUUUAUAAUUUGCUUUUUUAUGGUGUAGUGAGAGAGAAUGAAAAAAAAUGAAUGACAAAAUUGAAUGAUGGAUUGAAGGAAGGACAGCCAUUUUCCCGCAUAAAAAACUUGACGAUAUUUGUUGAUGCCAAAUAUCGUUUUUUUAGAUUUUUAAUUUAAGGUUGCGUGAACAGAAAUAGUUUGUUCCUAGUGAAACUAAACCUUUUGAGAUUACACGUGAAACAUGAUAAAUUGAAUUUUAUAAAUAGUUUUAAUUCACUAGCUUUUAUUGAAAAAUUAUUUAUAAACUUCACUUUAACAUAUAAAUUUGUUUCAAAUGUAAUUUCAAAAAACUUUGUCUCAUUAAGAAUAAAACUGUAAUUUCACUUGAAAUAAAAAAAAAAUCUUCAAAAAAAAACAAACAAUAAUUCUGUUAAUCAACCAUUAUAUUUAUUUAAUAUUUAUUGGAAACACACAAGACACAAAAUUAUUUUUUUUUUUUUUUUAACUAGAUAAAUAAAAGAAAGAUCACUUGCCUGGCCAGUUGAGAAUAGUGAAAAAGAAAAAAUUAUCCUGCACUUUGGUUUUUGUAUCUUUUUUUUUUCUUAAUGCACAAUACUCCAGUCAAAGCGUCAUUUGACCUUGCGCAGAGAGGCACUGUCAGUUUUUAUUUCAUGGAUCGAUAGGGGUAUAUUAAAAAGGCUUAAACCCAAUUUCUCACCACCUGAUCAUUCUUUUUAUCGGAGUUAUUCACAAAAAUGCAUUUUCUGGGAUAUUUUACUUCUAAGCUAAUAUCUUUGUUCCAGAUUGUCGUAGACCAAAAAAUAAACACACAUUCUCUUCCUUAUAAUAUUUUCUAUCGUUGUAUGUAAUUUCAUUGUAUUUGAGUGAAUAGAUACAAAAUGGCAGCCAUUUAAAGUCAAAUUCUUGUUGUUAAAAAACACAUUUUUGUCAUUAUUUGGAAAAAAAAACUUUUAUUAUGGUCAACAUUUUUCUAACCUAUUUUGUAGCCCUAUUCAUGUCCUGCAUUGUACAGAAAAAAUCAGCUCUUUAUCAGCAAAGAUGGCCGAGCAAUUGAUAAAUGAACGCAUGCAAAACCGGUGCGAAAACACCCAAAAAUAUCGUUUUUUGGGAAUAACUCAGCUUCAGAAUGUCCUAAGUCAAAAAAUAAAGCUAUUGAUUGUUCGUUACAACAUUUUCUAUCGAUUUAGUGCACAUUGUUUUUGUUGAAACAAAUAAAAAAAAUAGUGUGUGUACACCAGUACACGCGACUGAAGUUAUACUUCUCACUCAGUAAUUAAAUGAAUUUCAUUUGAUAUUUUUUAUUAUUUUUGUUUUAUAUUAUUAUUAAAAUAAUCAAAGAGCGUAUUUAUUUAACAAUCUCAGCUUAUGGUAUUCUUAGGAAAUUUUUUGAUGCUAUCUCUGUGCCUUAACCCAAGACAAUCCGACUUCCCUGAAUAUAGUUAUGCAUGAAAAAUUAUUUAUAAUUGGAAAUUAAGAAUCUUCAUACCAAUUUCCGGGGCUAAAUUUUUGAGAAAAAAAAAAUUAAUUUUAUCUACGAUUGAUAGCCUUUAUAUCAAUACAAGCACAGACAAUUAUAUACAGAUAUCGCAUCCACUCCAACCGCAGGGCUGGAAGCAAUCCUUAAUCUCACUCCCUUAGAUCUAUUUGUACAAGAAUUAGCAGCAAACAGCGCCCUACGUCAGUCAAACCAACAUUUGGAAUACUAGUCAAAACGGCCACACUACGAUCCUUUCUAACUACGUUGGCAACAACGUAAGUACAGAUUACAUGACCCCUUACUUAGACUUCAACAAGUCUUUCAAUGUCAGUUUCCCAAACAGACAAGAUUGGGAAAACAGUGUACCUUUCUCAAAUGAAUCGACUAUCGCCAUCUUUACUGAUGGUUCGAAAAUGAAUACUGGGGUUGGUGCAGGUUUUUACUCAGAAAACCUUAACCUUGCCAGUUCUUUCAGGCUCCCCGAUCACAGCAGUGUCUUCCAAGCCGAGAUAUUGGCAGUGAAAAAUGCUGCUAAACAAAUAUCCAUGAUGGCGAUAUCACCUGCUGACAUCACCUUUUUCAUUGAUAGCCAAGCGGCAAUAAAAGCGAUUUCUGCCACCUUAAUCAAGUCAAAGCUUGUUUCUUGCUGUCGCGAAGAGCUUAGGGUUCUUGGUAUGCAGCAUAAUGUAAGACUCUGCUGGGUUCCCGGCCACAGUGAUGUGUUCGGCAACGAAAAAGCGGAUGAGCUUGCAAGGGAGGGCUCAGUUCUUGAUCCCUCUCUCAUAGACCAUAACAUCAGAAUCCCACAAUGUGAAAUAAAACGAAAUAUUGUCAACAAUAUUUCACAAAAAACAAAUGAAAGAUGGAACCUCCUAGAAUCCUGCGGUCACACCAGGAAACUAUGGCCGAACUUCGAAAAAAAAAAAUCAAACAAGAUCUUACUACUUAGUAAACCUUCCUUAAGAUCCCUAAUAGGCAUCUUAACGGGACAUAACCUACUAGGAUACCACAAAAAGAAAAUGGGGCUUAGUACGGAUGAUCUAUGCAGAGGCUGCGGCAAUGAGGACGAACAGGAAAACACUGUUCACUUCCUCUGUCACUGCCCAGCACUCUGUCGCACAAGGAAAAAAUUCUUAGGAAACUACUUCUUUAAUGAAUUAGAAGAACUUUCGGAACUUUCAGGCAAUAGCCUACUGAACUUUGUAAAGUCCUCCAAAUGGCUCGAACAACCAUAGCAUUCAUAGGUUAUCACUUUUUCAUGAAGUUACAAUACUUCAGGGUAUCACAAGGGAUCUACAUUGAUCUAAGUGUGACGGUAACAAGAUCAACUGUCAGCCCAUUUAACCUAACCUAACCUAUCGCAUCCCAUAGAAAAAAAAUGUCAUCAAAAUUUUUUCCAGCCGACAAGCGCUUUUUAAAUUGGAAUCAAAAAGAAGAAGAGAAUUUUUCAGCCGACAAAAAAACUUUUUUUUAAUUUAAAAAGAGAACAAUUAGAAAGGAUCUCUUACGGCCAUGACCUUACUCACUCUCCCGCGAAAAUAAAAAAAGGAGUGCAUGUGGGUAGAUAGAAGGGAUUUCAAUUCGUCUUUGACUUUCUAAGCAAUUAGCUGCUGUGAAAUAUUUAAAAUAGGUAUAUAUCGUACAUAGGAUUUCUUAAGGACUUAGAACAAUUUUGCUUUACGCCGACGAUAUGUAGGUACAUAAGCUGUAUGUAAUUGAAAAUAUUUUAUAAGAGAGUGUCGGCUGAUUUUGAGAUUUCAUGGGCACUGGGUACCGAUCAGAUUGUUCAAUUGUGUGUAGACAUCUAGACAUACAUAUGAGGUGCAGAGUGUUGGUGAAAUAUGAACAUGAGCACAGUGUGUAUCUGCGUAGGUAUAUAUUAAGCCGAUGUCGUUGGGCUACAUGACUUCUGCGUGCAUAAGGCGGCCCAUAGACAAGACACUUGUGUGUUAUCUCCGGUGACCACACAAGUGUGUUGUCUGGUGUGUAUGUGUAUGGGUCGCUUAAAUCUGUGAAAAUUUAGGUAGAUGGAUAGGUAGGUAAGCAGGUUCUUAGAUAGAGUAGAGUGAAUUAAUUGGCGAAUUCUAUUCAUGUUUUUGUUUACAUUUGAAUUGCAUUCAAACAGGUGAACUUUAUUUUUUUGAUGGAAGCAAAAAAUACAAAAAAAUAAAUCAGGGUUGUAAAAAAUCUUUUUUAAAACAACUAUUUACUGCAACUUGAUAAUGUUUUGCAUUAAGAAAUACUAUUGCACCAUCUUUAUUGACAAAAACAAUAUUUUGCCUUACAAAAAAAUGUACCUACCUAUUGUAAAUAAAAAAAAAUUCUCCAUAGAAAAAACAAAUCAAUGCAAAGUGUGGGCAAUAAAUAGUUCAUUUUUAAUAAUCGUCGAACUUCGACGUCGAACCAUUUUUCAUCUAUGCUUUUCACCGAUGCGAAAGCGGGAAAGUUUAUGUGUUGAUAAGGGCGCCGGUUUUCCACAUUUUCUUUCGAAGGAAUGACUUUCGCGGUUUGACAAUCAAUUUUCAUGGUAAGCCUUGAUUUUGCCCAUUUCUGCCUGCGUCAAGGGUUUUUCACGCCUUAUUAUAAAAAAACCGAAACAUUUUACUUAUAAAAUGUUCAUAAUGGGUUUAAUUCAUUUUCCAACUGUUUUGCUUACUUUUGGUUACAUUUGAUCUUGCUAAACCACACUUGUAAUGUGAAAAUCAGCUGUGCCUUUUUAAUUAUUUCGCACCAGAAAUUAUAAAUAUAAUUUUUAAAAUUAAGUUUAACGAAUUAAAUAAAAUUAAAGGGUGGCAAACAAUCCAGUAUACACUUGUCAUCUUAUUCGUGCAAGGAGUAAAAAUUAAAUAUCCUUUAUAUGGUUUAAAAACGAAAAAAAAAAUCGACUGCCUUUAUAGUUAUUUAGGUGGGUGUAUAGUUAGGUAUUUAAAUAUUUUGGUUCUGCAAUAUGGAUCAAAGACAAACCAGACAUUUGAAUGUUCUCCGUUUCCGCUGUUCUUGAUUUAUAGAUAAUCUAACUAACACGAUUUUUUUUAAAUAUGUUUUAAAGAUAUCGAUUUUUUUCCAAGUUAAAAUACUGAAAAGGUAAACAAAAUUAAUAUAGGUAGAUACUCCUUAAAUUUGUUAGCAUAUUUAUACAUAUUAGGUAUUUUUAAUGCAGCUAGGUAGGUAUUUCAAUUUAAACAUUUUUAUGUUUUUGAAAAUUCGUAAGUACAUACUUACCUACCUUUGUCUCUCCAUGAUUCUGGCUACGGAACCCGAAAAAUCCCUGUGUUGUUAUUUUGUACAUACAAUGUAUAAUUUCUUUUGUAAAAUAAAUUUUUAUGUUCUGUUUUGUGAAUAAAAAUCGUAGGUAGUUGAUCAAAAUCUAAAGUUGAUAAAACUAGUUUAAUUUCAUAAACCUGCCUAUUAUAAUGUACCUACAACAAUGAGAUACGUAGUAUUAGCUACAUACAUAAUAUAAUUACAAACAUAUCUGACUGACUGACUACGGUUUAUAUGAGUUUAUUUGUGUAAGUAUACCUGUGUUCUACCUACGUUAAGUAACGUUUGUACAUAGUUACUAUUUGAUCGACAUAGGUAUGUACGAUGUACCUACCUACUAACUUAACUUGAUCAAAAUUAAAAACAAAAGUGAAGCAAAUAUGUUACUAUAUGUACAACCUACUUGUUUCACCUACCUACUUAGAUACUCAUGAUUUGAUACCCCAGUUCAAGACAAAACAAAAAUAAACACAAAACAAAUCAAUGCGCAAACAAAUAAAACUGUGCAUGCAUUCUUUUUUCCUUGAUUUACAAAAAAUAUCCCAAAACCAGAUCUCAUGUGUUUAUUCCUAACCCUAACCUAUCCUAUGAAAAAUUAUUAAAGAACAAAAUUUCAUUCAUUGAUCAGGUAGGUACCUACUACUUUCUUAAAAUGCAUUCUUAAUCCUUUUGCAUACCUACACACAAUCACUCAAUCCCGCCAUCUAAGGAAACAAAAACAAAACUAAAUUGCAAAAAAAAAAAAAAAAACAAAAACAAAAAACCAACCCAAAUAUGUACAAGUAGGUACAUAUUCCUUAUUUUUCUUUCUCUUUUUAUUUUAUUUCGUUAAAUACUAACGGUACAGAUUAUACAGAUUUAAGAUUAACAUUUAACAUUGGAUAAAAAAUUAAUUUUUAACGAUAUUGAUUGAAAAACAUAUUCCUCAUACUCUGUGAUUUAACAAUAUCAUUACAGGAAUUAAUAAGAACAUAGUUUUUAUUAAAUACAUUAAUUAACAGAUUGAGAGGACUAUAAGCGCCAUAGUUUGAUCUACUAAAGAUGUUACAAAGUGACAUUUGUCUUCUUACUGUACUGUACGACUUACUGUAAAAUUCAAUCGGGAAAGGACCGAUGGUGUUGAAAUCGAACCAUUAAUUAUUCCUAUGAUAAAACAAAACUUUAAAUACUCUCUAUGAGCAAAAAGAGAUGGCAGAUUUAUAAGUUGUAAUCUAUGAGAGUAAGGUGGUAUUACAAUUCUAUCUGACCAGGGAAGGAAACGUAGACUUCUUUGAACGGAUUCUAAUCUGUUGAUAUGAGUCGCGUAAUAAGGUGCCCAUACAACACACGCAUAUUCAAGAAUUGAUCUCACAAACGAAACAUAGAGGGUUUUAAGGACAUAAGGGUCAUGAAAUUCACGAGUAAAACGUUUAAUAAAGCCAAGUGCCUUAUUAGCCCUUUUUAUUAUAUAAUUAAAAUGAUCGAUAAAUGAAAGCUUUGAGUCUAAUACUACUCCAAGAUCGGUAAAGCUAGACAAAAUUCAUAAAUCAGAGGAAUUAAAGUUAUAUUUAUGGACAAACCAGUUAUUCUUACGCGUAAAACACAUUGACUUGCACUUCUCAACAUUUAAAAAAAGACGAUUAUUAUUGCACCAUUCCCAAAAUCUUUUCAAGUCAUCUUGUAAAAGUUCACAGUCUAAUAUUGAGUUAAUUUUUCGAAAAAUUUUCACGUCAUCAGCAUAAAUAAGAGACAUAGAGUUUUUUAAGACAGACGGAAGAUCAUUAAUAAAUAAAAUAAACAGUAAAGGACCAAGAUGGCUACCUUGUGGUACACCAGAGUUGACAAUAAAACAUUUAGAACGUUCACCUUUAAAAAUAACACUAUUUAAUCUAUUUUUGAGAUAUGAAUCCAACCACUUAAGAAAUUGAUCGUUAAGACCAAUUCUUUUUAAUUUAUUGAGAAGUAUUUGAUGAUUAAGCUUAUCAAAGGCUUUGCUAAAGUCUGUAAAAAUGCAGUCAACUUGUUGAUUCUUCUCAAAUGCAUCAAUGCAGAACGUCGUAAAUUCUAAUAAAUUCGUUGUUGUAGACUUUUUCUUAACAAAACCAUGUUGAUUAUCACAUAGAACAGAAGUACAAUGAAAAGACAAAACAUCACAAACAAUUGAUUCAAAGAACUUAGGAAUGACAGAUAGUUUAGCUAUAGGUCUAUAGUUGGUUACUAAAUUUUUGUUACCUUUCUUGUGAACUGGGAUUAGAAAUGAGUUUUUCCAAAGAGCUGGAAAUAUUGCACUAUUUAAUGAUUGAUUAAAGAGUAGAGACAAAGGAUACGAAAAAUAUAUUGCACAUUGUUUAAACAUAUAUGAAGGCAAGCCAACAGGACCAGGACUAAAACAUUCAUCUAACUUUGAUAUGUACUGAAGGAUAGUUGUCUCAGAAAUUGAAAAAUCAAUAGAGUUAAGGUGUGAAAACUCAUCAAUAGUGAAAAUAUUAUUUGUAUCACAAGAAGAAUUAUUUUCAAAAGCGCAUUUAAAGUAUUCACUAAACAUAUUGGAUAUUUCCUCAGGGUAUUGACUUGUAGAGUCAAGAUAGCUCAUAUUACUUGGGUAACCGUCGGAUUUCCUCUUACAAUUUACGUAUAUCCAAAAACUACGCGGGUUAGAUUUUAAUUCAUUUUCAGUUUUUGAUAUAAAAUUCGUGUAAAGAAGAUUUGAGUAGUUUAUGAAUUCAUUUUUUAGUUCAUUAUAGUUCUUUAAAGCUUCAUCAGUCCUAAAUCGAUUAAACUUCACCCAAGCCUUAUUUCUUUUAUGUUUAAGAGUUUUAAUAUGAAGAUCAAACCAUGGUGGGCUAGUACUAGAAAGAUUUGUUUUGCGUAAAGGAAUAGUUCAUAUAAAGCAAUCAAAUAAUGUAUUAUAAAAUCGUAAAAUCAUUUCAUCAAUAUUGACAUUGGAAAAUAAAGCAAACCAGUUAAUGUUAUUUAGUAAAUUAAAAAGUUGAGAAAAAUUACAUUUUUUUUUUAAAUUGAAUUCAUGCUGAUUCUUACAAUGAGAAGAUAAGGAACUGAUAUUUAAAUUCAACGAAAUAGAUAAAGCUGGAUGGUAGCGAUCUUCCUCUACUAGUUUUGUUUCGCUUAUUAGGACAGCUCCGUCAGAGUUGAUGUCGUCAGAAAAGAAAAUUAAGUCCAAGGAUUUGCCAAAUUGAUUUUUGAUCCCACUUAAUUGAUUUAGUCCGAAAGAUGCCAUCCCAUCGAUUAGUUGAAAUUCAUUGCUAUUCUUCGCAUUUAUAGGGACAAAGUAAUCAAAUUCAUCUGACUUGACCCAUUCAAGGUUAGACAGAUUAAAGUCUCCGAUGACGAUAAUUUCAUCAUUAUGAUCAAUUUUGCUAUGAAUAGUUUCAAGACAGUCAUAGAGCUUCUCAUAUAGUUCACAGUUUGAAGAGGGUUGAAUAAAGCAAGCAACGAUAUAUAAAUCACCAGAUGAAAUAGUAAUUUUCCCGCACAUUAUUUCUAAUGUUGAUUCCAAAAAAUCGUCGACAAGAUUGCAAAAGAGGCAGUUACGUACUGCUAUCAAUAAACCGCCGCCAACAGUUGUAGUGUAGGUGUCAUUAUGGCGAUCUCGGCGGUAAAUUUGAAAGUUGGAAUCAAACAUCUCUGUAUCCACAAAAGAAGAAUUUAGCCAUGUUUCCGUGAGGAUAAGUACAUCAUGAGGCACGUUAUUUAUGUUCUUAUAAACCUUGUUGGUUUUUGUCCUUAGGCCGUUUACAUUUUGAUAAUAGAUCAAUAGUUGGUGUAGCUGCUUUGAUUCAGGAAGGGCAUUGUCAUAUGUUGUGGAAAAGGGUGAGAAUGUUUUAUUUGUUUCCUAUUUUGAAACUCAUGAACAAUGAUUCCGUUUGGCCAAAAAGAUUUUGAGUUGAGAAGAUGGAACAUAGAAUCUGGUACUUUAAUCUUAAAUGAAGAGUACUUUGAGUAGUUACGAUGGAGCAUUUUAUCCACCGUAGUUGAUCGCAACGUACCGGUUUUAGACAUUAUAAAUUUUUUACAUCAAGAGCAUUCGUUGAGGGUUCAAGUUUUGAGAUGAAUAUAGUUCUUUGACCAUCAACAAUUCUCAGUCCAGAUUCUAAAGGCGAUGUAAAGUUUCUGUCAUUUAAGGACGCUGCAUGAUGGGAUGUGUCAGUGUCAGAAGCUGGAGGAGCAGGCAAACUAUUAGUCUGAUAGUCCAUUAGCGUAGAUGUAAUAGCUUGUGUUGAUGCUGUCGUAGAAGUGUGUGUAUUUAAAUACGAAAAUGUAGAGAGACUGGACUGAUGUUCAGAAAAUGCAGCUGGAAGCUGAGACGAUUCAGUCGGUCUAAUAGAUCUUUUGUGAGUAGGUUAGGUAUUGAACUACUGAGGAAGUUUUUUUGUUGUUUUUUUUUCAUGAACCGUUGUCGUUGAGCCAGACCGACCAGCAUCAACCGAAAGAAACAAAAAACGUGCGCCAGGAAGACUCGAUACUCGAGCCACAAGGUCUAUUUCUAUGGACAGAAAGAAAAAAAAAAUAUGUGAACAACGGUCUUGAGUGGUAAUUGUAUCUGAGUUCUAUUUUCUUUGGUGCUCUUUUACUUCAAAGCGACGAUUUUCUGUUAGCCUUUCCAUUUUUUUAAUUGACAAACAAUAUUGCAACACCACAGAUCACCUCAUGCUCAUUUAUUCCUCAUCCCAACCUAGCUUAUGAAAAAAAUAUUAGAGAAAAAAAUGAAUUUAUCGUUCAGGUUGUUUUUUUAAAGACGUCCACAAUCCAUAUGCACACACACAGCUCUAUUUUUCUUCCAAAAAUCCCACUUUAAAAAAGAAACAGUUAAAACGGGAUUUUGCAAUGCAAAAACACAACAAGAAUACAAGAAAAAAAUCAAAGAUACAGAAAAAUAACGAUUCCAACUCAAGACCGUUAUGCCCAUGAUUUUUUUUCUUUUCUAUCCAUUCAAAAAGAUCUUCUCGCUCUGUCUGAGCGAGAGGCGUGAAAACACAUGAUGACAUGAUACUCAAUCUCAAAGACCACGUAAAAGAGAAUCCGAGAAUAAAGAAUCAAAAUUCCAAAGAGAAAAAAAGCAUUUUAAAUUUUCUCAAAUUUUUCAUUGAAAAGAGCUUUUUUAAAAGCUCUUCAAAGUGGUGAUUUUCAGUUUCAUAUGUCACUUUUUUCUAUGAAGAUGAGACAUCUGUAUAUAAUUAUUAUUUGUGAUGCAAGCUUAGUUUUAGUCUAUGUUGUUUUUUUUUUCCUUUUAUUUAUGAGUAUUUACGUUUUUGUUUUUUUUUGUGGCAACUUGCCACAUGCAUUUUGCCACAUGCCACAUAUUGAAUGCCACAUGCCUCGUGCUACUUGCCACAUGCACCAUCAUUCAUGCCACAUGGUAAUUGCCACAUGCCACAUGCAACUUGCUAUAUGAGACAUGCAAUUUGCCACGUGCUGUGUGUUUUUUUUUUUACCGUACUGCGGCGUACUGCAUUUGUUAUUAUACUAAAGUACUAACAACUGUAAAGGUGAAAUGACAGCCCUGCUGCCAAAUUGUCUUGGAGAUGGCGAUCGCGUCAUAAUCCCUUUGACAUUCUUGUCAAAAAACAAAUUUUCAUACCCACCGUCCCAUAAGAAGUAUAACUUCAAAACAUAAGUAAUAUUAAGUCAAAGACAUUUUUCAAAAACAUCAAAAACUGCUUUCUUAUCGGCCAUCGACACAAUCCUCUCUUUGUUUAUAUUUGGCAAGGUUUCUUUAAUGAAUCUGUGCCUCAAAAGGUUCGUCGUUGUUUUAAAAUUGUUCAUCACUUUUUUGCACGAUCUGCAUGCCACAAAGUUUGGUAUAGUAUCACCAUUUUGAUUUUUUAUUACACCAAAAGUCCCCCAUACCUUACUUCGGCAGUUUCUUUUGUCGCAAAUAGAAAAUAUAUUAUUAUUAAGAUUUAAGCUAAUACUUUGUUCUUCGAUUGUUUUUUAUAAAACUAUUACUUUUUUAAAUGAACUCAGAAGAUUACUAUUUUAAUAUUGUUCUCGCAAGAAAUCAGCUUUUGAGCUUAAACAUUUCAUUAAUAACUUUCCCUUUAACCCUUUCAUGCUGAUUUGUAAUUUCCCCAAUAUACCUACCCGAAAAAAUAGUAAUUUGUUUUAAAAACAAUCAUCCCAAAUCGCAUUAUUGCAUAUUUUUUAGGGAUAUGUUUCUACUACGCACCUACCUGCACAAAUUAACUGGGCAUUUCCCACUAUUUGUAUUGUUACCUAACGACUAAUUACUUUUUUAUUUACUCAGUCAUUGAAAAUCCCUUUCUAAUACCACGACGUCGCCAUUGCUGUAUCAGGAAAACAUCUCCAUACUAUAAUAGAACUAAUGCAAACUGCUCUCAAUAAGCUACUAAAAUGGGCAACAAACUGUGGAUUGGGGGUAAAUCCUCAAAAAAGAGAACUGGUCCUCUUUACAAAGAAAUAUAAAAUUCCACAACUAGACCCCCCUCUAUUAAUGGAGUUCCACUUAAUUUUGCCAGCGAAGCCAAAUACCUGGGUCUUAUUUUGGAUAGCAAAUUAAAUUGGAAAACCAACAUACAAGAAAAAAUAAGAAAAGCCACAGUGGCACUCUUUUCUUGCAAAAAAGCUAUAGGGAAUAAAUGGGGACUAUCUCCUAAAAUAACUCAUUGGCUAUACACUGCGGUCAUCAGACCUAUUCUCACUUACGGGAUAGCAGUUUGGUGGACUGCUCUGGAAAAAGUAACAUAUCGCUACAAGUUAAGCAAAGUCCAACGUUCAGCCUGCAUGUGCAUCAGCGGAGCUCUCCGUUCGACACCUUCCGCCGCUCUUGAUAUAUUACUCAAUCUUCCACCCAUAGAUAUAUUCAGCAAGCAGGUGGCCGCGAGCACUGCUAUAAGACUCCAAGCCAUCUCUCAAUGGACCAAUAACUCCAUUGGUCACACAAAUAUUCUGAAUUCAUUCGGAUCAAUCCAUAGUCACUCCGACUACACCACCCCACAAUUGGUUUUUGGCAAUAAUUAUGAAGUCACCAUCCCAAAUAGAUCAGAAUGGGACAAUGCCCAGUUUCUGAGAGAUGAUUCAAUUCAUUUCUACACAGAUGGUUCUAAAACCAAUGACGGAGUGGGUGGCGGGGUUUACUCCGAUAGACUUAAUGUUAGUCUCUCCUUCCGUCUCCCUAAUCACUGCAGCGUGUUCCAAGCGGAAAUAAUGGCGAUUAAAGAAGUACUGACUUGGCUCAAAGAAAACGUGAUAUCUACAUCUUAUAUCCGCAUCUUCUCUGAUAGCCAGGCCGCCCUUAAAUCGUUAGCUUCGGUUUCCACAAACUCCGUUACUGCCCGCGACUGUCAAUCAUCUCUCAUGGAGAUGUCAGAACAGUUUAACAUUCACCUUUUCUGGGUGCCGGGUCACAGAGAUAUUCUGGGAAACUGUGAAGCAGACGAACUCGCCAGAAAUUGAACUCUAAUCAAGGGGCACAGUAGUGCCCAGCCAAGUUCUCUAGCAACUUUGGCACUACACCCUUAUUUACAGGAAACAACUCAGGCCAUUUUCGACCCCCCUCUAACUUCCACACCAAAGAUGCUAGUAAUUUCGCUACAUUUGUUGAGCUGGUCGAAACCAAACUCCUCAUAAAAUUUCAGCCUCUUUCGAUGAGUAGUUUCUGAGAUAUAGGGCUUCAAAAAUCGCAAAAACCGUAACUGACUGACUCACUCACUCACUGACAGAUCAUCAAAAUUAUGGAGAACUUCCCGUUAAAGUAGAAACUUGAAAUUUUACACGGUGAUAGGACUUGUGGUGUAUACAAAGGGAAAAAUCGAAAAUUUGAGAUUUUCAAUUCAGGGGGCGUGGCAUCCGCACUUCUGAUUAUCGUAGAAUCUUGAAAUUUGGUAGAAUGGUAGAGCUAGUAGUUUAUAAAAAGGAAAAAAAUUAAAAUUUGAGAACUUUAGCCAGGGGGCGUGGUAACCGCCCAUUUUCACUGAAUUUUCAUCAAAUAUAUAGAUUUUCAAUUCUACAGCCAUACCUUGCAAAAAGGAGUGAAAUCACAACAAAAACAUUACUGUUAAAAAAAGAGCCAAGUUCUCCUAUGUUGAAAUUAUGCUGGCACAAAAAGUACUGAGAUGUAAAAGUGUACCAAGUUCUAAAGUUUGGGUUCAAAUUCGUAUCAAUAAAAUUUUGAUUGUUUACUUGGCAAUUUUUGAAAUAACUUUAAAAAUCGGCAGUUAAAAGAAAAAUUGUCAAGGGAACAAUCAAAAUUUUAUUGAUACGAAUUUGAAUCCAAACUUUAGAACUUGGUACACUUUUACAUCUCAGUACUUUUUGUGCCAGCAUAAUUUCAACAUAGGAGAACUUGGCUCUUUUUUUAACAGUAAUGUUUUUGUUGUGAUACCAAUUUUACCCAAUAAGGCAAAUAUUGGUAUACCAAUCGCAACGUGCAAACUCAUGUUGAAGCAAGAAGCUAUAGAGGCAACAAACAUACGAUGGUCAAACAUUAUAACUUGCCAAACGACCAAGCAGAUCUGGCCUAGGCUAGAUCCAAAACGUUCAAAAAAUUUGUUGUCUCUAAGCAGAUUGCAUAUCAGCUCUGUAAUAGGUGUCUUAACAGGACACUGUCUCAUAGGUAGACACGCCAUAAGACUUGGCGUAAUCUCUAACGACUUCUGUAGAAGUUGCCUUGAUGAGGAAGAAGAAGAAACAAUCCAACAUCUUCUCUGCUCAUGUCCUGCCCUUUCCAGUAGACGUAAAAAAUACCUGGAAAAAUAUUUCUUAGAAGAUACCAGUGAACUAAUCAAUACUGACAUCUUCAACCUUCACCGCUUUAUUAAAAGCUCCAACUGGUUUAAUUAGUGAGGAAUUUCCUCACAAAAUCAUGGUAUCACAACGGACCAAUAAAUGGUCUAAGUGUGUCAGUUGUUUUCCUGACAGCCAUUUCUACCUAACCUAACCUAAUACCACAAUUGUAAAAUUAAAAUAACCUGCUUUAAUUGCACUUGUACCGCAAACAACCAGCCCUCAAAACCUAAAUAAAAAAAAAAUGUGCAACAGGUACCUAUAGCACGUAGAAAUUGGAAGUGCUUGUUUUCAUUGUUCAAACUGUUCAUUAUUUUUCUAUCACGUUGGAACACUUCGAUCACUUUCGAUCAUUUCGAGUAAAGCCUGGCGUUUAUGAACAGUCGAUCUGUUUACGAGUAAUUUUGUUCGUGGGUAUUGAGGAUCGAGUAUACUCAUGAGUUCAAACAAUUUGUAUGGUUUUGUUUAUGAGUAUUUUUGUUUAUGAGUAAGAUGAUUUACGAGUAUAGAGAGAAAACGAUCGAGCACGAACGAUCAUUUAAAAAAAUUGAAAUUGUUCGAACCUGUUCGAACAAUUUCUCAUUUGGAUCUCUGCUACGGAGUACCCCGGAUUUACUCAACAUUUUUAGUCAGAUUUACACCGAUUUGCACACACACUUAUGAAUUUGAAGUUUCACAUUUUAAAAUUUUUUUUGAAAAGAGAAAAAUACGAAAAGUGUUUCUUUAAAAUUCUUUUGUUAUUAACAAAAACAAGAAACAACUAUUAUGAAUGUAUUUUCUAUUAUAUUAUAUUCCGCCAUAUAUAUUUCUUCCAUUAUUUUCGUUAAUUCUUCACUUUUUCCAAAAUGAAAUUGAAACCCAAAUAAAAGAGUUUUUCAGCCAGUAUUCUUCAUCAAUAAAAAAAUAUCCUGUGCCAGAUAAAAAAAAUCCCAUUUUUUUUCUGCGAUGAUAUUUUUAUUUUACAAUUAUCAAACAAAGGGUGUGUGUCAAUUAUGUAUUAUUUGCGUGUAUUAUUUGCGUGUAUUGUAACGUUUUCAAUUUAAUCAAAAGUUUUCGUUGCACAUAGAUCCCACUGGAGUUGUGUUUUUUUGUAUAUUUUGGUGUUUUUUUUUUUAAUUAAAAUGCACAGUCUGCUUCUACAGGAAGACGUAGAAGCACAAGAUGUGAUUUCACAUAGAUUCUUAAAAGUAACUCAAUAGUUUCAUCUCCAAAUUUAAUAAACUCUACUAUGAGAGAAAUACGGGAGCUAACAAAAAUUGAUUCUUCCGAUGAAAUUUCUUUAAGAAUCUUUUGAACGCAGGGAAAAGUAUUACAUAUUUUUGUUUGCUCGGACCAUACCGAAGUUUUCCGAAAAAUCCUCGGAGUUAUAAUGUUCCCCUCUCUUCCUUGGCGGCUCUUAUUUAGGAUGUUUAAGUGUUAAAAAAGAUAAGAUUUGUCUUUUAUAAGGUUCACUUCUAUGAUCACAUCUUUAGGCUAAUCAUUUGAUUCUGCAGACAGUUACAUCGAUACAAGAACUUAUCGAUGAGGAAAGCAGUGUGUUUAUGAAGAGUUUGGCAUUAUGAGUUUCAACAUUGUCCUUUUUUCACCAGUCAAAGCUUUGACACCAUCGCUACAAAAAGCCAAACAUUUUUUCCUAUCCAUUUCGUAGUCGUGACUCGCGACAGCUUUCUUAAAACAUGCUGUAUAAACACUGGCCAUUAGUGUAAGCAGGAAAAGCUUUACGAAAUAAAAUGUGCAGCACGGAAAAAAAUUUCUUCUCUAAUAAGUAAAAUCUUUGUAAUUGAAUCGAAUUUUGAACAACUUUAUUGUUUACCUACAGCUUUUUAAAAAUACUGACACAAUGUAGUGUGAAGAGGUCGCCAAAAUAUUUUUCCUCUCAAGGGGGUCGCAAGUUCAAAAAGUUUGAAAAACACUGUCUUAGAGCAAUCGUAUUGGCUUUAUUUUUAGGGUCAAUGUGGGUCAAUGUAAACAGGGGUAAAUGAAAACAUGGCUCAUAACAAGCUUCAGUUAAAUCUCUUUGAUGCAUACAUAAGUACAAAUCGAGGACGCAUGUAUCUUUUAACUUAUACGUCAAGCUCAUUGCUGUCAAGAGAGAAUUCAUUCGACGAGCGUAUUUUCCGUGAAAGAUAAUUUUUUAAAGUGCCAAACAAGUCGUUAGUCUUUCAGAAAAAUUAAAUAUUUUUGCAGAUUCAAUUAAGUCAGUAUAAUUUGCAAAUACUUUUUUGUUUUUAAUUUUGAUGUAGAUUCUAUGUGAUACAAGCAAAUUUUAAAAUACAGGACAUUUAUGUCGAUUUGCAUGUGUUUACAUUUACCCCAGAAUAUUUUUCAUAAUAGGUAAAUGUAAACAACGUAUUCUGGGGGUAAAUAUAAACAUAUAUUUUUGCUGAAAUUAUUUGUUUUAAUAAAAAUAACGUAUUUUUAGUCAAUUACUAUUGCUAAAGUGCCGCGGAGUCACAUUUUAAAGUAGCCAACACCAUCAUUUUCAUGAUGUGUGGAUGAUGUUGCAAAAUCGGUCUUUGACGUAAGAAAACAAAAAAUAUGACUUUCAGAGCUGCUCAGGAUGCAUAUUGGGCGCAUAUAUAAAGAAUCAAAUGAAGAUAACAAAAACUUUUAUUGGAAUUUGAAAAAGUUUUUGUCAAAUACCUUCUUGAACGUUUUUCAAGUUGUUAUCCAUAUGAUAAAGAGGAAAUUUUAAAUUUUAAACCACCGUUUACAUUUAUCCCAAAUUUGUAAAAAAACACAAACAUGGUGGGGUAUUUGUAAACAUGCCAUAUUUGACAGUAAUGUAAACAAUUUGGGAAAUAUUUGUUUAUAUUUAUAAAGAAGAAUUGCCAUCAUUUCAUAUUUGCAUUUGAAGAUACCUGUCAAGUUGUUCAGUGAAAAUAUAUAAAAAUCUAAAGUCGAAAGAAAAAAAGACAUGAAAUUGUUUACAUUUACCCACAUUGACCCUAUAUCAUUAGAUUCAGCAUCAAAAAAUACUGUAACGAUGAAUUACCGAACUACUUUUAAGAUAAAAGUCUGAACACACUACCUACUACUGCAAAGGUAGAAAUGUGAACGGACCUUUAAUAAUUAAGAAACUACCUACCCUCUGAACACAUCCCAAAAUAUCCCACUAGACUGGAAGUAUGAAGCGCCUCUCCUGGAAAGGAAGUUUCGAGAAGCGAAGACGAGAACCUUCUCGAAUCUCGAAAUUCUCGACAUUCUCGAAUCUCGAAAAAUUCCGGUAUAAAAGGGCAGCGUAGACAUCGACCGGACAGUUUAAUCUUGAAAGUGAAAGAGUACAGUAUAAAGUGAAAUAAAGUGUUGCGAAUUGUUAGUAGCAAAUAAAGUGAUUUAAAAGUGUGUUUGUUUGAGCGAAUAAUAAAAGUAAAUUGAGUUGAAAUAAAGUGUGUUCUUAUUUGAACGGCAAUAUAAGUGGAAAUUAAAUAAGUUUUAUGGUGAACCCGGAAUAAAACAUUACAUUGGUGUCAGAAAAGUACUUACUUAUAAAAUUUAUUUAUUUGUGCGAAUCAGAUAAUUUCGCGAAUAAAAUAAAAAAUGCUAGUGUGUUUUAACAAUAAACAAAGUGUAAAACAUUUUGAAAUAAGUAAAAGUGCUCGCGUUUUGAAAAUUUAAAAUGGGUAAAACACUAAAUCAGUUAAGUUUGACUGAGCUGAAAGCGGAAUUAACUAAGCGAGGUCUUCCUACUGCUGGAUCGAAAAAUGACCUCAUUAUUCGUCUACAGGAUUAUUUAACCCAGAAAAACGAAGAUUUGGAUACAUUUCAAUUCGAAGUUGAAAUGAUAGAAGAACGAGUAAGUACCAGUUCCGAUAUGUCAUCCAUGAUGGCUGUUCUCCUUGCAAAAUUUGAUGAACAGAGAGAACAAAUGGAACAACAACGCACAGAGCAAAAGAAUGAACAGAAGAAUCUUCUCGAAAAAUUGGAAACCCAAAAGAACCUUCUAGAUGGACAGAAAAACCUCAUCGAAGGUAAGCUUGAUGCUAUCGAGAACAAGUUCGUUGCUCUUGAUGCUUCCAUCAAAAGUGUUGAAAAACAAUCUCGAGAAAAGUUGAAGAAGAACUCGAGAAAGUAGAAAUAAAAUUCGAUGACAAAUUGAAAGGAAUGGAAGUUAAAAUGCAAAGUUUUACCGAAGAACUUGACAAGGUUCGAAAAAUUAAGGUGCGAGAAAGUUCUGGUGAGUAUUUAAAGAAGAAAGAAAUGCAUCCACCAACCUUUGAUGGACAAAGUUCCUGGUCGAUCUACAAGAAACAGUUUGAGGCAGCUGCCACAACAAAUGGCUGGGAUGACGAAGACAAAUGUAUAGCGCUGACUCUUGCUCUUAGAAGUCCUGCUGCUGAGUUGUUACAAACUUUACCACCAGAAAAGAAUGGUAACUUUAACGCUCUUGUCCAGGUUAUUGAAAAACGCUUUGGAAAUGGCCAUAUGCAGGAGGUCUUCCGCGUCCAACUCAAUACAAGAGUCCAGAAAAGAGGAGAAACUCUGCAACAACUCCAAGCAGAUAUUGAAAGGUUAGUUCAUCUGGCAUAUCCAACAGCAGGAGACGACAUUAUCAAUCAGUUUGCGACAGAAGCCUUUGUUCGUGCUGUAUCUGACAUAUGUAAAUCUUCAGCGAGCUAUACGAACAGCUGGAAAACGUUCCCUUCCUGAAGCAUUAGCGUUCGCACUAACUAUGGAGGCAGCAGAACAGGCUUCUUAAGGCGUUCAUCGGGUAAGAGAAGUUGCAGUCGAGGAAUGCUCUUGUCAAAAACUCGCAUUCCAAAGAAACCAACGAGACGGAGCUACUCGAUGCUGGAACUCCAGCGGCAGUGCAGAUUGCCACCAAAAAGAAAUGCUUGCACACACUGUGGAAACAGGAAUAUUGCCCAACAACAGGUAAGCGAUACAACCAACACUCAUCCUCAACUUGAUUCCCAUUCGGGAAACUUCGAGGGGCAGAAGCUGGUUUCUGGUAUCGAUGGCCCCAGAACCACAAUUCAAGUCUCACAGACUAAACGAGACAACAAAAGUCUGACAGUGGAGGCGACCAUAAACAACAAACAACACGUGGCUAUAAUUGACACCGGUGCCACCGCCUCUAUUGUACGAAGAGACUUGGUGAAGAUGACAUGGCUACAUAACACCAACAGCUACCGUCUGAAGACCGCCACAGGAGAAGCAGCAAGGGUGUACGGUGAAGUUCGUCUUACGAUCCGUAGGGCAGAAUUAGAGUUUUCGCAUGUGUUUUUGGUGGCAGAUAUAUGUGACGAGUGCAUCAUUGGAAUCGACUUCAUGAAGGACCAUGGAAUCAUUUUGGAUAUAGGUAAUCAAGUCUUGAAAUACAGAAAUGUGGAGAUCCCAAUGGUCUAUGGCAACGAAAAUUCAACAACAAUUAGAACUUUCAUCAAAGAAGACAUGUGCCUGCCUCCUUCUUCAGAAGUUUUUGUGUGGACGAAACUAAAGGGGAAUAUUGGAAGCCAUCGAUACCUCAUGGUUGAGCCAGAAGUUGAGCAAAGUUCCCAAAACGUCAUCAUCGGUAAGACUCUUGUGGCACCAAAGAACAACAUGGUACCUGUACGGAUACUUAACAUCAAACCGUACCCAAUAAAGCUUAAGAAAGGAGAAGUUGUUGGGCAAUGCGAAUCUGUACCCGCAAUAACUAAGAUCAACGAGGCGGACACACAGAUGACUAUGAACUCGGAGAAACUAAAGACUCAAAUUCUUAAAUCAGACAACUUGAGUCAACAUCAGCUUAAUGUUGCGGGAAGGCUUCUUCACGAAUAUGCUGAUAUCUUCUCUUCACCCAGCGGGCAGUACGGCCGAACACAACUGGUGCAACAUCGAAUCGAUACAGGAGAUGCUAGGCCGAUUCGUCAACCAGCAAGACGUCUCCCGUUGGCCAAACAAGGUGAAGUUGAAGCAGUGGCGUAGAUAGCUUUUCGCUAAGGGGGGGGAUAGAUUUAGUUCGCAAAUUUUUUUUAAAGUUUUAAUAAUGUUUCUUCGUAUUGUUUUUAUUUUCUUUAAAUUGGAGAAAGUUCUUUCGGUGGUUGACGUUGAAACCUACGGGUACUAGGAAAACUUUCUUCGGGGCUGCUAUCGAGGGCUUUUAAUGAGUUCAUAGAGAAAGUAUUAUUCCUUCUGAUAAAAUAUCUUUUCUGAGUUUUUAAUUCUUCACACAGAGAAAAAUAUGACCAGGACCACCUAAAAACUAACAGAUUUUCUUAUUGAACUGUUUUAUGAAGAAACCUUAUUAAAAUCAGCAAUUAAUUUAUUAAAUAUUAUUUUCAUGGAAAAAAUCUUUUUGAAAUUUAGUAAAAAUUUCAUUAUUUCAAAUUUUGCAAUAAGGAAAACCAAUCGGGUGAUUAGCUUCCAAAAAAUAAUAUUUCCUUCUUGGAUGAAAACCAUAAGGAAAUCUUAUUGUUUUUGUUCUAUUUUACGUGGUCUUGUUUUCUCGGUGGAAGAAUAGAAGAUUGUCCUGCAGCCAAAUGUUUGGUAAAACUCAACAGUUUCAUUAAAUUCUUUAGCUGCUUUGUCUAUUUCAGACGAAGAAUUCUUGGAAAGAACCAAAAUCCUUUCUAGUAUGUUUUCAUGGUUUCUAAAUUUUUCUUCAAGGCCCAUUAUUUAGAAAUCGAGAAAAGGUUGAAAACAGUAACACGAAAAUAUUCUUUUCUGUACUUUGAACCGAAGGGUUCGAACGAUUCUUUUGUUGCUUCACUAUUCUCUUAUGUUUGAAGCCUAUGUCAACGACUUCAGUUAUUUUUUUUUGGAACCUACAAACACUUUCGAAAAUGAGUCGCCUUCUGCCCGUUUAAUUUUUAGUUGAUCUCUUAAAUCUUUGGCGAGAUCCAAAGCUUGGACCAAGUCUAAAUUCACUCUUUGAAACUCCGACUUAAUGGCAACGAGAGUUGGUAAACCAUAUUUAUAACCUUUAAGCUAAUCAAAAACUCGAAAUCCAUAGCGUUUUUUUUCAGAGUGUGUUUCUUUAACUUAUUUGUUCAUGACUGGUUAUUUUGUACAAUUAUCGAUCCCAAUCAAUGGGGGGGGGGAUAUAUCCCCCUGAUCCCCCCCCCUAUCUACGCCACUGAUGUUGAAGAAAUGAUAUCGACAAUGAAGAAAUAUGGGCUGAUCGAAAAUUCCAAAAGCCCUUGGGCAUUACCGGUAGUUCUCGUCAAAAAGAAAGAUGGAAGCACUCGAUUUUGUGUCGACUACCGCUGGCUGAAUGAUGUGACGAAGAAAGACAGCUACCCACUGCCAAGAAUCAGCGAUACUCUAGAUGCAAUGGAAGGAGCACAAUGGUUUUCGACUUUGGACUUGAAGAGUGGCUACUGGCAGGUAGAAAUCCAUCCAGAAGAUCGGGAAAAGACGGCUUUCUCCACAGGAAAUGCACUGUGGCAGUUUAAUGUCAUGCCGUUUGGGCUAUGUAAUGCCCCAGCUACUUUUAAGCGCUUGAUGGAGUGCGUUUUGAAUGGAUUAACCUGGAAAUCUUGCCUAGUCUAUUUGGAUGAUGUCAUCGUUUACGAAAAAACAUUUGAUGACCAUUGUGAAAACCUAAAGGCUGUAUUCCAAAGGCUACGAGAAGCACAUCUUAAGUUGAAUCCAAAGAAAUGUGCACUUUUCAAGACCGAGGUUAAAUACUUGGGGCAUAUCAUCUCAUCCCAAGGAGUAAAGACUGAUCCUGAAAAAGUUGACACUGUGAAAAAUUGGCCAACCCCUCAGGACAAGCAUCAACUUCGGAGUUUCCUCGGUCUGGCAACGUACUAUCGAUGAUUUGUGAAGGAUUUUGCGAGAAUCGCCAAGAGCUUGCACCAACUUACGGAGAAGGGUAAAUCCUUUAAAUGGUCAGAUGAGUGUGAGAAAAGCUUUCAGGAACUGAAGCUUCGGUUAUGUAGAGCUCCUGUGCUGGCCUAUCCGACUCCAGGCAAACAAUUCAUCAUUGACGCAGAUGCAAGUAAUGUUGUAGUUGGUGCUGUUUCAUCGCAAGUUCAUGACGGAGAAGAAAAGGUUGUUGCCUAUUUCAGCAAGGUACUCUCGAAACAAGAAAGAAACUAUUGCGUGACCAGAAGGGAACUUCUAUUUAUUCAACACGUUAAAUACUAACGCAGCAAUCUCUUAUUCUAUAACAUUAUGUACAUUAAAUAUAAAUAUACUUAUAAAUACUUAAAUCUAUUUUAUAAAUUUAAUUGUAAUGGAUGAAGAACAUAUUCUCAAAAUUUUGCGAUUUUACAUUAACAUUUAUUGAUUGAAUUAAGAAAUAGUUUUUAUUGAAGAUAUUUAUCAAAAUAUUGAGAGGACUAUUGUCCCCAUAAUUAGAUCUACUAAAAAUAUUACAAAGAGGCAUUUGCCUUCUUAAGCUAGAACGACUAACACUAAAACUCAAUCUACACAGAAUCGAUGAAGCCGUAACUGUUCCGCCAACAAUUCCCACCAUAAAACAGAAUUGCAAGUUCUCUCGAUGACUUAAAAGAGAUGGAAGAUUUAUUAGUUGAAGUCUAUGUGAAUAAGGUGGCAAAUCAAUCCUACUAGACCAGGGAAGAAAACGUAAACAAAAUCUCAUAAAUCUUCUUUGAACACAUUCUAUUCUGUUGACAUGAACCGCGUAAUAUGGGGCCCAUACAAUACAACCGUAUUCCAGAAUAGACCUAACAAAUGAAA